Messenger RNA from Drosophila eugracilis, 12443 nucleotides. It is a transcript of the gene tou, whose product is annotated as bromodomain adjacent to zinc finger domain protein 2B. The transcript is spliced from 17 exons. NCBI's taxonomy places the organism in Eukaryota, Metazoa, Arthropoda, Insecta, Diptera, Drosophilidae. The record is from RefSeq and is a predicted model, not a curated record. The coding region runs from base 551 to 9964 and encodes 3137 amino acids. Gene Ontology annotation, molecular function: protein binding; DNA binding.
UGUCGCCUGCCGAUGCGUGACAACACAAAAAAUAUAAAAUAAAACCGAAAGAAAGCAGGAAAAAAAGUGCGCAAUUACAGUUAUUAGCGGGACACAGUGAGCUUCACCUUAGCGGACUAAACGUUGUCUCAUUAAAGUGAUUAAUACAGCUAAAACUAAUAAUAAUAAUAAGUAAUGACAAAAAGAAAAGUGCAAUUAUCAACCACGGUGCGUGGCAACAACAAUUGAAAGGCGGCCCAUUCUACCUCUCUUUCCAUACUCUCCCGCCCUCGCUCUUCCUUUUGCGUUUCGUUUCCACACGGUCCACCGUCGUCGCCGCUUGCGGUUCUUCUGCUCUCCGCACUCUCCACACGCUCAUUCGCCGCGAAAUCACAAACACAGACGGACGCGUCGCCGAGCGGCGCUUGUAAAUAUUUUUGUUAAUUGUACAUUUUAAUCGCACAAAAUGCAAUAGCCAGUGUAAACAAAUGCCGUUAACUGCUGUCGCAGCGCAAACUCUAAACGCAUGUUACGCACAAUAGUUGGUCCUAAGAACUAGGGGAUUUUGAACAUGAACAAAAAUGCCGGCGAUGGCAGCGAUGGCAAAAACUCAAACAAAAACUCGAAUGCGGGAGGGGGUGCUGGAGCCGGGGGGCCGCAUGAUCCCACCGGCCUCCUAGAUGCAGCUUCCCUAUUUGCUUACUGGGGACGUGAUCCCACUGGAGCGGCGGCUGCAGCGGCCUCCAAUCCGUUGUUCAACUCGCAGUUCAAUGCUGCCGCUGCUGCCGGAUUGGGUUUAUUGCCACAAGCCGGAGGCGCUUCUGCCAAUGACCGUUAUUCAAUGGCUGCGGCAGCGGCUGCGGCGGCGGGUGCCCAUCAUCACCAGAACACGAUGGCAGUGGCCGCUUCCCAGGCCGCCAGUUUGGCCGGUUUGCAUCCAGCAAGCUGGUGGUCCAUGGCUCAGUUAGCAGCCCAGGAUUACUUCAGUCGCCUGCAGGCAUCGGGCCUCUCGCCCUUCCCACAUCCCGAUCUAGCAGCUGCCUUUGGACCAGCCGGUAUGGGGAUGGGCGGUGGCGCUGGAGGUGCGGGUGCUGGAGGCGGAGGAGCAGGUGUACUUGGCCAAGGUGGAGGUGGUGGAAACGGUGGAAGUGGUAAUGGAGGCGGUGGAUCAUCAUCCAGUUCCUCGGGCAGCAAAUCGAACAAGUCGCGGAAAGAGAAGCGUGCUGCCCAGCAGCAACAACAACAACAGCAGAGCCUGGCUAAUAGUCUAAAUGCGGCAGCUGCGGCGGCAGCAGCAGCAGCGGCUAAUAAUCCAGCCGCAGCGCUUGCCAGUAUGCAUGGAUUCGGAGUAGGAGUUCCGGGUACCAGCAUUCCGUCAGUGAGCACGGGCAGUGGUUCUAUAUCCACCAAUAGUGGAGGUCAUGGGAGCUACAAGAGCACGGCUAGCGCCUAUGGAAAACCCUCGACUAUGACGAGCAGCAGCAUGGCAAGCAAUCCGGGCUCUGCCUACGAUCCGGUGACCCUUCACAAGGAGCUGCUGGCCAUGCAGGCCGUGGCAGCUGCUGCUUCCGGUUCAGGAUCAAGCAGUUCUUCAGGCAAAAAGUCCGGUGGAGGCAGCUCAUCAUCCUCUUCGAUGCACGGCCAUGGAUUGGGAAUGGGAAGCGGCGGUGGGUUGAUGUCCAGUAGCAAAGCUUCGACCAGCGUGAGCGCUAGCAAUUCUUCACUAGGAGGAAUGCAUCCCAGUCUUGCUAACAGCAAUCCACUGAUGUCGCCACAUGCAGGACUAGGCUCUUCGUCUUCAUCAUCCGGCAAAGAUCGUGACAAGAACAAUCCCUCAUUAAAUGCCCUCAACUCGUUGUCGCAGUUUGGAGCGUUGGGAAUGACGCCGCAGCAGAGUAUGCAGGCGGCCAUGAAUGCUUUUGCGGCCAGCACAGGAGUAUCGCCCUCCGCCACGGUCACCUCUUCGCCACAUCACUCCUCCCAGCAGCAGCAAAUGGGCGGCAAUAGUUCCACGUCGGGAUCGGGCAGCAAGUCCAGCGCCAAGGAUUACAUGAUGGGGACUGGCAGUGAGCAUCCGUCUCUGCUGGGAGUUCGUUUACCACCGGACACGGAGAUAAUCAAGUACACGUCCUCGAUUGUGGGACCCAAGAUACCUGGUACUACCUCGCGCGGUCGCAAAAAGACAAUUUCCGAAACAGAACAGCAAACCACACAACAACAACAGAAACAACAACACCAAGCAGAACAACACCUACUCCAACAACAGCAACAAGCACAAGCACAAGCACAAAAAGAGCUCGAUAGCACCACAAAUGCCAUUUCCUCUCUGCUUGCAUUUCCAGGUCUCAGUCCCGCGAAGCGGGCUAGACUCGAAAUGGAGUACGCGGCAAUGGCUGCGGCUGCCCAACAGCAACAUCAACAGGCCCAGCAGCAACACCAAGCACAACAGCAACUCCACGGGAUGCUGGGAGCAGCAGGGAUUCCGGGAAUGGCUGGAUUGGUCGGUCUGCCCGGUAUGAGUGGUAAUCCUCUUGAUCAGUUAAGUGUGAGCAAGGCCAGUUCUUCGACGGCAGCCACAACCAGUACCAGUUCCUCCUCAGCAGGGAGCAACCUGCUUAACCAGAGCUCCAGUGAUCGCGUGGAGGUAAUCAAACUGCCACCAACAAUCACUUCCAAUGGGGCAUAUAAUCUCUCAAGUAAGGGAAAAGAGGUGCAUGACCUAACCACCGAUCUGGCACCCACAUCCGGAGGUGUGAAUCUCAGCCUAAAGUCUAAUGCCAACGCCAAUGCCUUGACACCCAGCGGAGCCGUGGGCUCAGCCUCCAAUCCCAUCACCAUCGAUGACUUUGAUGCGCCACUUAAUCUUUCCAUGAAACCCUCGGAUAAGAGCAACAGUAGCUCGACAACUCCCGUUGGAGGGGCAUCCUCCUCUUCCAGUGCAGCGUUGGGCGGUUUAGCUGGAGACUAUCAGGCGGUUGCCACUGGCCAGAGCGGGAAUAGUCUGCAGAGCUUAAGCUCUAUUACAGCUGCUUUGGGAGGAACUGGAGGCAUGCCUGGUGGUUCCAUUUCGGGCAGCGGAGGAACAUCCCCAGCUCCGGCAGGUGCCGGCACGGGAGCCUCUGGUGGAUCGGGUUCUGGUUCCGGUGGAGGAUCGUCGUCCUACAAAGAGGGCAGACCCCGUAACCUAGGACGUGGUGUGUCCAAACCGAAGAAGAACACGGUGGCGUCAUUGUUGGCUCAAUCUCGAGCUGUGGGCCUAAAACCCAUGUUGGCCACACAGCAACUUCUCCAACAGGGUGCUGAUAUUGAGAAAAUCCGUCUGGCACUGAGCGAGGCCAAUGCCCAUAUGGAGACCUCUACGGAUUCUGAGAGCGUAGCGGCUGAAAGUGGACUUUCCGAGUCGGAAAGUGAGGAUGCAAAUAUUUUGAAUGUGGCGGAGCUAAGAGUACCACUGGAAUUGGGUUGGAAACGAGAAACCGUGAUCCGUGGACUGACCAAGCAAGGACAGAUCCGUGGCGAGGUCACAUAUUAUGCACCAGGCAGCACGACACCACUGAAGAGCAACGGACAGGUUUUUGCUAUCCUGGAGCAGCAGCCAUCGAAUCUGAGUCGUGAGAACUUUAGUUUCUCCGCACGAGCCAUUGUUGGUUCAUUCCUGCAACCCGCACCACCACCAUAUGCCAACGAUGGCGAGUACAUACGGAUGACGGACGAGGAUGUGGCCAAGCGUCUAGAAGACCUAAAAGUCUUCACUCGCCAGACACUCAAUGUGGAACAGCGCAUUGAGAUCGCUAAGCAACAGCAGGCUAUGCGAGAUGCCAAGAAGUUGCAAAAGGAGGAGUUGGCUAGAAAUAAGGAGAAGGCACGCCAAGAGAAGAACUCCAAGUUGGAGCAGCAACGUAAAGACAAGGAGCUCAAGAAUCAGCAGGCCAUUGAGGAGCGCAAGAAGCGUCAGGAGGAGUUAGAUCGCCUUAAGCAGGAGGAAUUGCUUAAGAAGCAACAGGAGAAAGAAAAGCGUCGUCAGGAGGCCAUUUUAGCUAAGGAACAGGAACUACAAAAGCAAAAAGAAAUGCUGUUGGCUGCCGAAAUGGAACGAGAGCGUCGUCGUCAGCACAUGAGCCUGAUAAGGAUGUUAGAGCUGCGUCGUAAAUUCGAGGAUCGUGAAAAGAAGAAGCACCAGUUGGUGCUGGAUCGUCUACUUCUCCGUGAGCGUCGCAUGGCAGAGCGAAAACGAGAUGCAGAGAUACUGCAGUUAAUAAGGCGGCCCAACGAGGACUCUGAACUGCCACAGGAGUUGGUGAUCCCAGAGCUGGAUAGGAUUGCGGGCAACCGUCUACCCGGCCAGGCAAUGGCUGAUCUGCUGAUGGUCUUUGAAUUCCUGCACAAUUUCGGAGAGACUCUAGGCUUUGAUAUGGAAUCACUGCCCUCACUGCAGAAUCUGCAUGACGCUUUAAUCAGCGAUAGCAGUGCUGAUGCUGAAGAGGAGUUGCUGUCGGUAAUGACGCAUCUAUUGGUUUGUGCCAUUGAGGAUCCAGGUGUUCCCAAUCCCGGUAGACACACCACUUUGCUGGGACAAUCACUUCGUAACGCGGAUAUCACCAACUCGAAUGUUUCGGAGAUCUUGAGGAUCUAUCUGUAUGCCACCGCCACAGGUGAAGUGCGUCAAAUGCAUGGCAUCACUGUGGAUCGCGAGCGGGAGAGACGAGUGCCCGAUCAUCAUCAAGUAGAUACCGAUUCCGCCACUCAUUCACACUCGGUCAAGAACCAGGAGUACUAUAAGCUCCUCCACGAGAACGACACCUGGAAGUUAUCACAAUCGCUAAAGGAUCGUCCCUUCGUGGCAUUGAAUCCCACCCGUAAGGCUCAAAUGUUGGCCCACCUUUGCAAUGAUCUGCUGAUGAACAAGGCGGUGCUCCGUCAGAUUGAUGGCAGUCUCGAGACCUGCGCCCAGAUGCGUAAAGAGAAGUACAUGACGGACAUGAAGGUGCGCAAGUACAAGGCACUUCAUAUGCGCAAGGCACGAAUUGAGGCCUAUGAACGAGCACAAGCAGAGCGCGAGGCUGCGAUGCAGGCGUUGAUGGCGCAGCAGAAGCUGGAUGCAGAACGUCUCAAAGCGGAGGAGGAAGCCAAGGCCGCGGCAGCAGAGGAAGCAGCAGCGGCAGCAGGCACAGAUGGAGAGGCAACCAAUGGCGAGAAGCCCGAAGAGAACGAUAAGGAUGAGCAGCAGGUGACUACCAAGGAACCCACCCAACAGCAGCAGCAACCCAUGGAUGUUGAUGGUGUGGUCGAAGAGGAAUCCCUUGUUAGCCCGGCCAAGAGCAUCAUCCAAACGGACAACAGUCUGACGCCCAACAAACAAGACAUUACCACGCCCACCUAUCAAGUUAAUGGAACCAGCACGCCCACGACUAGUGCUGCAACUGGUGGCGACAUGAAUGCCCUGCUGCAGGCCAAGAAGAGCGGAGCACGUAACUCCAUUAACGAUGAGCACCACCAUGAUGUUAGCAUUAUCGACGAUGAUCUCUCCGACUUGGAUUCGGAGAUCACGAAUGUCGAAGAGGAUGAAGACAAUCGCUUGAGUGCCGAUGAGUUGCAGAAGAAGCUGGACAAGAUUGUGAGAGCUUCUCUCAACUGCAAAGAGGCACUGGAGAAGAGCACCAAUCAGCUUAGAGCGGCAUGCUUUGGACAGGAUCGUUUCUGGCGUCGCUAUUGGAAGUUACCCAAGGCGGGUGGCAUCUUCAUCGAAGCUCUUGAAUCUGCCCAGAAUGAUAUCUGCGGUUACAAUGAGGCAUUGGAGGGCAUGGAUGACAAGAAGGAACCAGCUGAUGAGAAAGAAAACAUGGAGAAUGAGAAAACUGCUGAAGGGGAGUCCACCGAACAGCCAAUGGAGGUGGAUGAAUCAGUCACACAGCUAGAGGACGGAGUUCCAGCUCAGAAUGUGGAGCCGGAAACUAGUGAACAGAAUGCUCAUCAAGACGAGGAAGAUGACGAUGAUGAUGUGACAGAAAUCAACAAGGUAGAACCGGAAAUUGUUGAUCUUGGCGAUGAUGACGAUGAUGCAGAUCCACCACCGCCCAAGAUAGAACCUCCUAGGCCAGAGAUUAAAGUUAAGUCGGAGAUGGAGUUAAUGGGCCCGCCGCCCACUACGAUGAUAUCAACCAAGACCGACUUUGAGGCGGAAAUCAAGAUACCCUCAAUGCCAGGCAUCCUGAUGCCUCCUACUCUGAACAAUAACAACAACAGCAAUAACAAUAACAACAACAAUGGAAGCGACAACUGUGAUAAGUUGGAAACUGGCUUGGGAUUGGGACAACAGCAGCAGCAGCCGAACUUUGGCCAGGCUGUGAUCAAGAUGGAGGAUAUGAAGAAGGAGGAUGACUGCAUUAUAGUUUCCACCACCAGUAUUGACGAUACACCCAAGUGGUUCUCCAUUGUCCGCCGGGAAGUACCCUUAAUCAGUGAACUGCCAGCGGAGGAGGGCGGUGUGGUUGGCCAGGAACUGCAGAACACCUUUGCAAACCAGAAUUGCUCCGCUCAACUGCAACUGCAGGGUCAUCCUUGGGAUCUGAUUAAUAACAUGCAAUACUACUCGAUUCCCAUGGACGAAUGCAAGGUGGACACCAGUAAGCUGGGCCACGAGUGCAUCUUCUCGCUGAGUGGCCUCGAUGAAAAACAAAUGGUAGCCAAGGUGGAGGAGUUCAAAGCCCACAAGGUGGAGUCAAAAAACGGUCUGGGCUCUCCUCAUCGCCACCACGAGACUGAAGAUGAUGAGGAGCAGGCCAAGCUGAAGUUGGACAAGGAGAACGACACCGAAAUGGAAACGGAUGUUGAUGAACUGGCUGGCAAGGACAAGUUUUUUCGCUUGCGCUCUGAUGUGCCCCCGGAUACGGGAGGAGGGACAAACGAGGGAACCGAUGUGAAACCCAAGAUUGAGCUGCGCUUAGAUGAGGCUCUGUCGCAGGCAUAUUACCACAACAUUGCCAAUAUGUCGCUGAGUAGCGUGCAAACUUAUAUACCCAUCGAUAUACCGCUACCACUUUCCAUGACUCCCGAUGAACAUCGUCUGCUCGAGCAGGUCAAGCUCUCUGGUUUUCCGGAACGAGUUCAUGGAGUCUAUGUUCCUCGCAGGCAGCGCUACGGUUGGUGGCAAUUGGACGAUGAACAGAAGUUGCGCCAACUGCUCAAAACACUGAAUCCUUCCGGUCUGAGGGAGCGGGAAUUGCAGGAGAAUUUGCAACGUUUCCUGGGACUAGAACAGCCAUUGGGUGUGAAUUAUCAGUUGAAAUCGGACGCAGAGUUUCCGGAGGAAUUCCUUAUGCCAGACAAGAAGGGCGAUUGGAAUCCUAAGGUGGCGAAACGUGUGGAGCUUGCCCUCAUCGAACAACUGGAAUCCCUGGAGGACAAAGUGGCCAGUGCUUCUAUGCAAUUGAAGAACUGGCAAUUGCCCAACCGCGUAGAGAGUGAACUCACCUUGGACUCUCAGGAGGAUGUCACCGAAGAGGAUUUCGUGAGCAUUAUCCCUAUGAUCCGGGAGAGGAUUAUCGAUUUGGAGGCAAAUAUCGAAAGGCGCUAUUUGAAGCCACCAUUGGGUUCGCAGACGGGCGAUGCUCAUUUGGCGGUGAUUGCUCAGAACCAGCAUACCACGACCCAGACGCAGAAUUCCGCCUCGGCGGCAGCAUAUCUCCUGCAGAUGCAACAGCAGCAGCAACAACAAUUGGCUCAACAACAACAACAGCAGCAACAAGGAUCAGGAACUGGCAACAGCGUUAAUCCCUCGUCCUUCAAUGAGCGCACAAUGGCUCUGGCGGCAGCUGCAUCUGGCAAUGCAACGGGAGGCACUGCACCAGGAGGAGGAGGAGUAACACCAUGUGAAUCGGGCAGCGGGGAACCCACGUCUGGAAAUGCCUCACCGGCUAGCAAUUGUGACAGUGAUCGGGAUGAGAAGAUUGAGCAUAUACCCAAGGGAUUGGUGCAGUGGCGCGAUGCAGUCUCUCGAUCCCACACCACCGCCCAGCUUGCGAUGGCCCUGUACGUCCUGGAAUCCUGUGUGGCCUGGGACAAGAGCAUUAUGAAAGCGUAUGCAACAAAAAACAAGUCCAGCAAAAAGAAGAGCAGCGCCAAAAAGCAGGCAACACCAUCGAAAAAACAGCAGCAAAAGAAGAAGAAAAAGGAGCAACAGUUGACCACCAAUGGGCAAAAGAACGAAUCACCUAGCAAAAAGCCUGAGAAGAAAGCUCCAUUGAGUAUUAAAAUCAACCUAAAAGCAUUGGCUCAAAAUGGACACGAUUCGCUGCAUCAAGGCCAAACUAAAACCCUUUUCCCAACCAAAUCCCUAUCCACAUCCCCAUCUCCAUCCUCAAAUCCAAACACUAGCGACUCCGACUCGGACUUUGGCAAACGGACUAAGAAGAAGAGCGGCGGCAAACGCAGACGCUCGGCCAACAAUACAAACUCUAGCAAAUAUUCAAAUUCCUUACAGAAUUGCCAGUUCUGCACGUCCGGCGAAAACGAGGACAAGUUGCUACUAUGCGACGGCUGCGACAAGGGCUAUCACACCUACUGCUUCAAACCCAAGAUGGACAACAUUCCCGAUGGCGAUUGGUACUGCUACGAGUGCGUGAACAAGGCCACCAAUGAACGCAAGUGCAUCGUUUGUGGCGGUCAUCGUCCAUCGCCAGUGGGGAAGAUGAUCUACUGCGACUUGUGUCCACGUGCCUACCAUGCCGAUUGUUAUAUACCACCGCUGCUGAAGGUGCCGCGUGGCAAGUGGUACUGUCAUGGAUGCAUCUCCCGUGCGCCACCGCCCAAGAAACGCAGUGCCGGUGGAUCGGCGAGCAGUAGCAGCAAGUCAAGAAGGGACAGGGAAAGAGAUUCGGGCGGAUCAGCCAAGCGACGCAGCGACAACAGCAAGACACCGGCCAUGGAUCAUAUGCAGCAGCAGCAACAUCAGCAGAUGCCAUUGGCAGGCGGGGAUCCCCACCAUCAUCAUCAUCAGCAGCCGCCGUCGUUGAACUCUUCGCACGAUGAGUCGAUGAAUUCGCUGCCGGCGGCUCCUCUGAGUCCGGCGCACUCGGUGGCCUCAGCCACGACGUACGAUGAUCAACACCAUGCCAACAACUCGAUCGACGGCAGCAGUCGCUUCCAAGCGCAUCUCAUCCCCCCGCCAAAUAAUGGUACUGCAGCGGCUCUGCCAGAAGAUGUGCCAGUCAGUGGCAGUGUGAUGCCUCCGAGCACCUAUCCAGUUUAUCCGCCAGUUGGGGCUGGUAACUUCUCAGCCGGAUUGAUUAACCCAGCAGCGGUGCCUACUACAGCAGCGAUGCAGUUUGGUAACGUGGUCGCCAUGUCCCCACGGGCUGUUACACCCACUCGCACACGAACGCCGACACCGACGCCAGCACCCACUCCGCCACCACCACUGCCGCCGACACCGCUGCUCAUGCAGGCCUCGCCCACAGCCACCGCCCUCCAUGUAACCGCCUGUCAGUCGCCACCCCAACAACAUCAGCAGCUGAUGACCAUGCCAUCGCCACCAGCUAUUGGAGUGGGAACGGGAACAGGAACUAACCAAAUGUCGCCACCACCUAUCAACAUACAUGCCAUACAGGAGGCCAAGGAGAAGCUAAAGCAGGAGAAGAAGGAAAAGCAUGCCACCAAGAAGCUCAUGAAGGAGCUGGCCGUCUGCAAGACCCUAUUAGGGGAAAUGGAGCUCCAUGAGGACUCCUGGCCAUUUCUAUUGCCAGUAAACACCAAGCAGUUUCCAACAUAUCGAAAAAUAAUCAAAACUCCCAUGGACUUGUCCACGAUCAAGAAGAAACUGCUGGAUUUAAGCUACAAAUCCCGUGAAGACUUCUGCGUGGAUGUGCGUCAGAUCUUCGACAACUGUGAGAUGUUCAACGAAGACGAUUCACCCGUUGGCAAGGCGGGGCACGGAAUGCGCAAGUUCUUCGAAUCACGUUGGGGCGAACUUACUGACAAGCAUUCUUGAUCCUGCACCACCGGCAUGCCACAGAUUCAGAUGGCUACCACCAACAGUACUAUGACCACUGGCACCACCAAUAACAUGGCCGGCACAGCCACACAUCCCAUUGAAAUGGUCACCCUGAUAGCCACAUCGCAUGAGGAGGAGGGAGCCGUGGAGACGACAACAGCAUUAACUGAAGCAGCACAAUUUUGGUCAAGAGAUUAGAAUAGAUUAAGCAGAGAAAUUGUACAUAAAUAGGGAGAUAGAUGAGAUGGUUAGUUAUAGUCUAAAAGCAGCAUGCACACAUUAAUAUAUAUUUAUAUAUAGUAGAUAUAUAAACCAACACGCGAGAGUAUUCAACGUCCUACGUCGGCGAAGACCUUUGAAAGAGGUAGCUUUGAUUAAAUUAGAUCACCAGCCAAGGCGAACAACCAGCAUGCAAGUGAGAAAUUGUAUUUAGUUUUUAAGCAUUCAAGGGCGGCAAAAGCAGCAACAGGCAGCAGAAACAGUAUAAACAAUAACUAUUAGCCGACAUAAACUAGCAGUUAGAGAUCGUAUCGCAUAAGAAGCCAUCGUACAGUAGGCGCCCGGACAUGAUGAACGCUGACAAAUGACAAAUGACAAAAAUGAAGACGUACAAAAAAACUGUCUACCAAUUUCCGAUCCGAUCGAUCGAUCCAUCGAUUUGAAACAGUAUUUUGUGCACAAAGCAGCUGCGUCGCUUUGUUUUCUAAACACUUUUAAUUCUAAAACUAAAUUUAUGAGAAUAUUAUUUUUUAAGCACCAACGAGAAGAGCGCUCAUUUAAGUUUUAAAGUGUAUUUUGUACUUAUAACAACUCCGACAUCUGUAUUUAAAACGUAUAUUAUAUUAACUAUAGAGCUAACGAUUUUGCCCAGGCAAAGAUCCGAACAAUUAUAUACUCAAAAGGCAAGGAGGAGGAGGUGCGAGGAUGAUUUGUAAAUGUAAAUGGAAUGGAAAGCAAAUUAAAAAAUUAAAUGUAUUAAAUUAUUUAUUCUGUGUAAAUUUUCCACAACUGUAGUUGGUAUUUUGAAACGUAAACUUUUUGGCAAAUCGCAAAUACAACUCGAAAUCAAAUCAAAUUCAAAUUGAAAACUAAAUUUAUAUUAAAAAAAACUAAUCGAAAAGGAGGUGAGAUAGUAAAGUUGAAGUAAGGUGGACAUAUCCUAGCGGGAUCUAAGCGCAACUCCAGGACAGUAUUAGGAUCUGGCGGCAAGCGAAGCAUCUGAAGUUUUAGCUGUAUAUAGAAAGUUAAUCGCAAACGAACAAAUUAAAAUUCAAGCCGAUGCAAGCAAUACAGAUUAGCAGCCUAUAUAUAUAUAUGGUGAAAUUGUUUGUGGGAGGGAAAGUACAUAAUUACAAAAUGUUACAUAUACAUUUACUAUAUAUACACUGAAUAACAAUUAGCAAAGCAAUGAUAUUUACACGAACUACAUUUUUGAAUAAAUCGAAACUCAUUUGCAGUGCAGCACAAUAAUUGAAUGAAAUUGUAACAGAAACGGAAAAACAGAAACAGAAACAGAAAUCAGAUAACAGAUAACAGAAUUAUAGAAAUGAGAUGUAUUACGAUUGCGAUGGCCAAGUUAAUAGUUUUUGCAACAAAAAGAAAGACAGACGAUAAUAAUUAAAAGAAAGAAAAUAAACACCAGACCAGAGAACUACCUACCUACAAGCUCACAGAUAACAGAUAACAAAUAACAGAUAGCCAGCCACCAUGUAUUUUUUAGCACAGCCAUUAUAGUUUUUAAAAGAGUUCAAUAUUACAGUAUAUAUAUAAUUUCGAUCCAUGUUUACCAGAUAGAAGACAGACAGAUAGAUAGAGAGAGAGUGUGUGUUGCUUGUGUGUAAAUAGAAAGCCCCUUUGAGAUCGAACCCAAUGCAUGUACAUUGUAUAUAAGAUAUAGAUUCUAACCAUUAAGGCAUAUAAGAUCCAAGUUCAAUAACACCCCCCUUCCCCAGCAUUACCUACAUCUGGUACGAGAGCAUGUUAUUGGCAUUCAUACAGUACAGUGUCACUUCACUAAUUGCAAUAAUCGCAAAAAAUGGGGGGACAAUUCUGGUAAGCUCCCUGCCAUUAACAAUAACUCUGCAUACAUAAUGGAAUCUUGAUUUGUAUUUAUUAUGUGUGUGUUCGUGGUGAUACAACAGAUAUAUAUACACAUAUAGAAAUAUAUAUAUAAUAUAUAUAUAUAUAUAUAUAUAUUUUAAAAAUUAUAUGUACCCAACCUACGCAUAUGUGAACGUAACUUACUCAUUAACAAAAUAUUAAACGAUGGAUAUACUCGAUAACCAAGCAUCCAUAUUAUGAUUGUGAGGGGAUAGCCGCCAGCUAAAACCACAUAUGCUAAAAAACAACAACAAAAACAAUACUGAAAAAAUUACAAAAAAAAUAAAUAAAUAAAAAACAAAAAUAAUACAUUUUGGUGGGGCAUUUUCGACAUUUGUGCACAAGGAAAAUAUAAGUAAAUCAUAUAAAACAUAAA